This is a messenger RNA of Dermatophagoides pteronyssinus (European house dust mite), 785 nucleotides long. RefSeq lists its product as uncharacterized. Gene Ontology annotation, biological process: tissue regeneration; cell adhesion. NCBI's taxonomy places the organism in Eukaryota, Metazoa, Arthropoda, Arachnida, Sarcoptiformes, Pyroglyphidae. Gene Ontology annotation, cellular component: membrane. The record is from RefSeq and is a predicted model, not a curated record.
GAGGAGAAAACAAAUCGAUCAUUUUGUUUUUUGGGCAGCGAUCGAUUGGUUUUUUCGUUUUUCUUUUACUUCAAGAAUCAGAUAGAAAAAUGGCAAGAAGUCGUGCAUUAAGUUUAUCAUCAAUGUUUAAUGGUGUUUUGGAUCAACAUGAUGGUCAUAAUGGUAAUCAUGAUAUGAUUACAAUCGAAUCAAAUAGUAUUGGUAUUCGUAAUGCACAACAUUUAACAAUUGCUGGUGGUUUUUUAGAUUUUGCUUUGUUUGUUGCUGAUGUUGAACAUUUAAAAUUUUUAUUAGAUACCGGUUCCGAACAUGUUAAAUAUUAUGUAUUAUUAAUUAUUAUGCUUUGUGCAUCAUUAAUUUUACAGUUGAUAGUAGUAUUUCUUAUGUUUAUUGUUGGAUUUAAAAAUAAUAAACCAAAAACAACAUAUCAAAGAUCAUUUAAAGCCAACAAUAACAACAACAACAACAAAAAUAAUGAUAAUAAAAUGGAAACAUUGAAUUCGAAUGAACAACAACCACAACAACAACAAUCAGCAACAACAUCAAUAUCGGUACCAUUUGAAACAAAUCAAAAAAUAUCGGUUGAUGAUAAAGAUAAAGUAGAAAUUAUAAAUCAUAUAACAAUUUGUAUAGUAACAUUGAUUGCAAUAUUGAAUGUUUUUAUUACUGUAUUUGGUGAUCGUAAUUCAAUUACAAUUGAAAAAAUGAAUCAUUUUAAAAAUGAUAAUUAUACUGUAAAUUUUAAAAAAAUCUAAUUUUAAAUAAAAUAUUUCAAUUUUUUUUAA